Molecule: messenger RNA, 201 nt
Organism: Dibothriocephalus latus
Lineage: Eukaryota; Metazoa; Platyhelminthes; Cestoda; Diphyllobothriidea; Diphyllobothriidae
Source: the annotation of a GenBank genome assembly
AUGCUGCAGCUGAAAUGGAAUGUGAAGGGACGCAUCUUAAGGCCGCUGCUGCAAAGCCUGAAGGAUGCUUGGGUUGCUUCCGAAUGCAAAUUGACUGCUGAGGAUUUGCUCUCGGACUCCAUGCGUGAACAGGCCAUGCAGAACCUUUCUAAGGGGGAACCAGCCAAGGAGAUCCUCAUUCCAGUAGCAAAGCGCCAUUAA